Molecule: messenger RNA, 4626 nt
Organism: Octodon degus (degu)
Lineage: Eukaryota; Metazoa; Chordata; Mammalia; Rodentia; Octodontidae
Gene: Copa
Product: coatomer protein complex subunit alpha
Exons: 33
Coding region: 367-4041 (1224 amino acids)
Biological process (GO): retrograde vesicle-mediated transport, Golgi to endoplasmic reticulum; intra-Golgi vesicle-mediated transport; endoplasmic reticulum to Golgi vesicle-mediated transport
Cellular component (GO): COPI vesicle coat
Molecular function (GO): protein binding; structural molecule activity
Source: RefSeq, a predicted model, not a curated record
GCAGAUCCGGAGGGUUCCCCUUACAGAGCAGAGCUCACGGGCGGGGAGGCCUCACCUGCCAGGAGAACGCAGAACGACAGAAGGCGAAGAAGACCCCGACUUCCCGGGUCAGCCUCAGAGCCGCCCCCAGCCGUGGCCAUCUUGCCUCUCCGCCGAGCGGAAGCCUCGGUCCCCGCUCCAGUCGGCUAGCGGCCUCUCUAGGCUCCCCCUGCCGCCGUCUCGGUGGCGCGGAGCUCCAGAGACCGGAAGUUCCUAGGUGGCGGCGCUUCCGGGAGCUGUGGCCCGGGGUGGCUGACGUGGAGGCGUCCAAAGGGUGGCAGGGAGUGGCGGACCCGGCUGUCCGCCUUCGGAGCCGUAGUCUUGAAGAUGUUAACUAAAUUCGAGACCAAGAGCGCGCGGGUCAAAGGACUCAGUUUUCACCCCAAACGACCCUGGAUCCUAACCAGUUUACACAAUGGGGUCAUCCAGCUAUGGGACUAUCGGAUGUGCACUCUCAUCGACAAGUUUGAUGAACAUGAUGGACCAGUGCGAGGCAUUGACUUCCAUAAGCAGCAGCCUCUAUUUGUCUCUGGAGGAGAUGACUAUAAGAUUAAGGUUUGGAAUUACAAACUUAGGCGCUGUCUUUUCACCUUGCUUGGUCACUUGGAUUAUAUCCGCACUACAUUUUUUCAUCAUGAGUAUCCUUGGAUUCUGAGUGCCUCAGAUGAUCAAACCAUUCGAGUGUGGAACUGGCAGUCUAGAACCUGUGUCUGUGUGUUAACAGGGCACAAUCAUUACGUGAUGUGUGCUCAGUUCCACCCCUCUGAAGACCUGGUUGUAUCAGCCAGUUUGGACCAGACUGUGCGAGUUUGGGAUAUUUCUGGCCUAAGGAAAAAAAACUUGUCCCCUGGUGCAGUGGAGUCAGAUGUGAGAGGAAUAACCGGGGUUGAUCUGUUUGGAACUACGGAUGCUGUGGUGAAGCAUGUGCUAGAGGGUCAUGAUCGUGGUGUGAACUGGGCUGCCUUCCACCCUACAAUGCCCCUUAUUGUAUCUGGGGCAGAUGACCGUCAAGUGAAGAUCUGGCGCAUGAAUGAAUCAAAGGCAUGGGAGGUUGACACUUGCCGGGGCCAUUACAACAAUGUGUCUUGUGCUGUCUUCCACCCUCGCCAAGAGUUGAUCCUCAGCAAUUCUGAAGACAAGAGCAUUCGGGUCUGGGAUAUGUCUAAGCGGACUGGAGUUCAGACCUUCCGCAGGGACCAUGACCGUUUCUGGGUCCUGGCUGCCCAUCCCAACCUGAACCUCUUUGCGGCAGGCCAUGAUGGCGGCAUGAUUGUAUUUAAAUUGGAACGAGAACGGCCAGCCUAUGCUGUUCAUGGCAAUAUGCUGCAUUAUGUCAAGGACCGAUUCUUACGUCAGUUGGAUUUCAACAGCUCCAAAGAUGUAGCUGUAAUGCAGUUGCGGAGUGGUUCCAAAUUUCCAGUGUUCAAUAUGUCAUACAAUCCAGCAGAAAAUGCAGUCCUACUGUGCACAAGAGCCAGCAAUUUAGAGAAUAGUACCUAUGAUCUGUACACCAUCCCCAAGGAUGCCGACUCCCAGAAUCCUGAUGCUCCUGAAGGGAAACGAUCCUCAGGCCUGACAGCCGUUUGGGUUGCUCGAAAUAGGUUUGCUGUUCUAGAUCGGAUGCAUUCGCUUCUGAUCAAGAAUCUGAAGAAUGAGAUCACCAAAAAGGUCCAGGUGCCCAACUGUGAUGAGAUCUUCUAUGCAGGCACAGGCAACCUCCUGCUUCGGGACGCAGAUUCCAUCACACUUUUUGAUGUGCAGCAGAAGCGAACACUGGCAUCUGUGAAGAUUUCCAAAGUGAAAUACGUUAUCUGGUCCGCAGACAUGUCUCAUGUGGCGCUACUGGCCAAACACGCCAUUGUGAUCUGUAACCGAAAACUGGAUGCUCUGUGUAACAUUCAUGAGAACAUUCGUGUCAAGAGUGGGGCCUGGGAUGAGAGUGGGGUGUUUAUCUAUACCACAAGCAACCACAUCAAAUAUGCUGUCACCACUGGGGACCAUGGGAUCAUCCGAACUCUGGAUUUACCCAUCUAUGUCACACGGGUGAAGGGCAACAAUGUCUACUGCCUAGACAGGGAGUGUCGUCCUCGCGUGCUCACCAUCGACCCCACUGAGUUCAAAUUCAAGCUGGCCCUGAUCAACAGGAAAUAUGAUGAGGUCCUACACAUGGUGAGGAAUGCCAAGCUGGUAGGCCAGUCUAUCAUUGCUUACCUCCAGAAGAAGGGCUAUCCCGAAGUGGCACUGCAUUUCGUCAAGGAUGAGAAAACUCGCUUUAGCCUGGCCUUGGAGUGUGGAAACAUUGAGAUUGCUCUGGAAGCUGCUAAAGCACUAGAUGACAAGAACUGCUGGGAAAAGCUGGGAGAAGUGGCUCUGCUACAGGGGAACCACCAGAUUGUGGAAAUGUGCUAUCAGCGCACCAAAAACUUCGAUAAACUUUCCUUCUUGUACCUUAUCACUGGCAACCUGGAAAAACUUCGCAAGAUGAUGAAGAUUGCUGAGAUCAGAAAGGACAUGAGUGGCCAUUAUCAGAAUGCCCUGUACCUGGGUGAUGUGUCCGAGCGAGUGCGGAUCCUAAAGAACUGUGGACAGAAGUCCCUGGCCUAUCUAACAGCUGCUACUCAUGGUUUAGAUGAAGAAGCUGAGAGCCUAAAGGAGACAUUUGACCCAGAGAAGGAGACAAUCCCAGACAUUGACCCCAAUGCUAAGCUGCUCCAGCCACCUGCCCCUAUCAUGCCGCUGGAUACCAACUGGCCCUUACUAACUGUGUCUAAAGGAUUCUUUGAAGGCUCCAUUGCCAGCAAAGGGAAGGGAGGAGCACUGGCUGCUGACAUUGACAUUGACACUGUUGGCACUGAGGGCUGGGGAGAGGACACAGAACUGCAGCUGGAUGAAGAUGGGUUUGUGGAGGCUACAGAAGGUUUGGGGGAUGAUGUUAUUGGCAAAGGACAGGAAGAAGGAGGUGGCUGGGAUGUAGAAGAAGAUCUCGAGCUCCCCCCUGAGCUGGAUGUACCCCCUGGGGCAGCUGGCGGGGCUGAAGAUGGGUUCUUUGUGCCUCCCACCAAGGGAACAAGCCCAACUCAAAUCUGGUGCAAUAACUCUCAGCUUCCAGUUGAUCACAUCCUGGCAGGCUCCUUUGAAACAGCCAUGCGGCUCCUUCAUGACCAGAUAGGAGUGAUCCAGUUUGGCCCCUACAAGCAACUGUUCCUACAGACCUUUGCUCGAGGCCGUACUACCUAUCAGGCCCUGCCCUGCCUGCCUUCCAUGUAUGCCUAUCCAAGCCGUAAUUGGAAGGAUGCAGGGCUAAAAAAUGGUGUACCAGCUGUAGGCCUCAAGCUUAAUGACCUCAUCCAGCGCUUACAGCUGUGCUACCAGCUCACCACAGUUGGCAAGUUUGAGGAGGCUGUGGAAAAAUUCCGUUCCAUCUUACUCAGUGUGCCACUUCUCGUUGUGGACAAUAAGCAGGAGAUUGCUGAGGCCCAGCAGCUCAUCACCAUUUGCCGGGAGUAUAUUGUGGGUUUGUCCAUGGAGAUCGAAAGGAAGAAGCUGCCCAAAGAGACUGUAGACCAGCAGAAGCGCAUCUGCGAGAUGGCAGCCUACUUCACGCACUCCAACCUCCAGCCUGUGCAUAUGAUCCUAGUACUGAGGACAGCCCUUAACCUCUUCUUCAAGCUCAAGAACUUCAAGACAGCGGCCACCUUUGCUCGGCGCCUGCUGGAACUGGGACCUAAGCCUGAGGUGGCUCAGCAGACUCGAAAGAUCCUGUCUGCCUGUGAGAAGAACCCCACAGAUGCCUGUCAGCUCAAUUAUGACAUGCACAACCCUUUUGACAUUUGUGCUGCAUCUUACCGGCCCAUCUACCGUGGAAAGCCAGUGGAGAAGUGUCCACUCAGUGGGGCCUGCUAUUCCCCUGAGUUCAAGGGUCAGAUCUGCAGGGUCACCACAGUGACAGAAAUUGGCAAAGAUGUGAUUGGUCUAAGGAUCAGUCCUCUUCAGUUUCGCUAAGACCCCUGUGUGUGUAGGUUAGUCAUAGUCUUACCCUCCUAGAAUUAGUCUCUGUACCCCCGUGACACCAACCUCCACCUACAGCCAUACUCGUGUAUUGUGAUUUGGGUCUCCUUAAGAUUUAGUGUCCUAAUCUUUACUUUUGUGACAAAACAGAAUGUCUAGAUUUCAGACCCCAUGAAGACCUAUACUCUUCUCAAGGUGACAACCGUGGUCAUAGUCAGGCUUGCCCUUCCUGCCUAGCUCUUGCAAAGAACAAACGAAAACUCAUGAAGGGUGUUUGCUUAGUAAAUUCCUUCAGUAUUUAUUCCUCCCCUCUCCACCACCUUUGUUUCCUUUCUGCUAGAAAAGGAGCAGAACAUAACAAGUAAGAUACCACAUCUUAUUCAGCCACACCAAACUCUUCCUUAUUCCCUGUUUUCCUUGGGCAUUUAACUACUAAGCAGCUACCCUCUGUGUGCCCAGAAGGUGUGAGAAAAAUCAUUUAGUUUUCCACAUUGCAUACCACUUUUCAUUGAUUUAUCUUUUACAACCAUUAUUGUCAUAUUUUGUUUCUCCUACUAAAUAAAGUAAACUUCUACAAGA